AUGAAGCGCAAGCAUGAGGAUGGUCUUCAGGAGCUUCGAAAGCGCGCGGGAGAGCUGGUGGCGAGUGCCAGCUUGGAGAAUGGAACUGUCAAGGACUCGUAUAAGAAGCUGAUCGCAGAGUUUCUAGAGGCUGGAGGGCCCCCGGAUGAUGUGAUUGUCAAAAUUGGUCAGCAAUUCUUUGGAUGUCCAGUUGCAAAGGCCAACCAAGGACCUUUGCAGGCCAUGCAUGUGGAAGGGGCGAAGCGCCUCGACUUCGACUACUUGGAGAAGUUCAUGGUUGAUUGCUUUUUAGCAGCAGGAUGCCCUGAGAAGGAAUCCAAGAUCUCUGCCUCGGUCCUGAUCGAGGCGGACAAGCGUGGCAUUGACAGCCACGGCAUAGGCAGAUUGAAGACCAUCUACUUAGACCGCAUCAAGAAUGGGAUCUUGAAGCCGUAUGCACCCAUUGAGAUCGUGAAGGAGACGGCGACUACAGCAAUGGUGGAUGCCAACAUGGGGAUGGGCCUCUAUGUGGGCCCUUAUUGCAUGGAGUUGGCCAUUGCAAAGGCCAAAAAGAGCGGAUUGGGUUUCGUCGCGUGCCGCAACAGCACCCACUAUGGCAUCGCCGGCUACUACACCUCCAUGGCCUGUGAGAAGGGUUGCGUGGGCUUCGCCGGGACGAAUGCACGACCCUCCAUUGCGCCGACCUUCGGUGUGGAGCCCUGCAUGGGAACCAACCCUUUGUGCUUUGGCAUUCCUACAGAUGAGCCCUUCCCCUUCGUCAUCGACUGCGCAACCUCCAUUUGCCAGCGUGGCAAGGUAGAGAAGUAUGCUCGCUUGGGACUGCCCACGCCCAAGGGCAUGGUCAUUGACAAGAAUGGCGAAGAGCGCACAGACACUGAAGGGAUCCUGAAAGGUAUGGUGAAGGGUGAGUGCGCUUUGUGCCCCAUUGGAGGUGUGGGAGAUGAGCUCGGUGGCUACAAAGGCUACUCCUGGUCCGUGGUCGUGGAGCUCCUCAGCAUCGCCUUCCAGAACGGAGACUUUGGCGAGAAGCUCACGGGUGUGGACGCACAAGGAAAGCCUGCCCCGAUGUCCUUGGGGCAUUUCUUUUUGGCGAUCGACGUGGAAGCCAUUUGUGACCUUGAGGUCUUCAAGAAGAAGUCGGGCGACUUCCUCCGCUGGGUGCGCAGCACCGGGAAGGACCCCAAUGGCCCGGGAAGGAUUUGGACCGCGGGCGAGGCGGAGAACGACUUCCGACAGAAGCGGAUGUCCGAAGGUGGUGUGAUGGUGCCGCCUGCCUUGCUCAAAGAAAUGACGAUGCUACGAGAAGACCUUCCGGCGAUAAAGGAGAAGUAUCCCAAAUUUUGUUUCGAGUGA
Durusdinium trenchii is the source of this 1353-nucleotide messenger RNA. The record is from the annotation of a GenBank genome assembly. Lineage: Eukaryota; Dinophyceae; Suessiales; Symbiodiniaceae.